ACGCGUCACUUUUAAGUGUUGGGUUUGAAAUAAUUAUUGAUGUUUUUCAUAACAUAAUAUUUUGCUGAUUUUUGUUCCUCCAUAAUUGAAACUAUUAAACAUUUAGAGCAGAAGUGUCAGCAAAUAAUCACUGGGUGUAUUGAGACAAUAUAGUGAUGAAAUAUGCUCAUUUUUGUUGAUUGAAGUUAGCGAAAAUUUCCUAUCGAAUGAGAAAAAUAGGAAGCAAGGUUGCACUUUUGCUAAGUGAUCCCUCAAAAUACAAGAGCAACAACAACAGCUUAUGUUAAAAAUAAGUUAUGAAGAAGAGCUUCGGAGGGUGGACGUAAUGAAUGUAUUGGUGUGAACGAAAACUGAUCAAUGCAAGAUUGAGUAGUGUUAGUGUCAAGUAUCAUUCUAUGUUUAUGUUGAAACAAAAGUGAAUUAAAUUAUUCGAAACCAAUUCCUAUAAAAAGGAGAAAAAAAUAUGUGUGCAAAUGCUGUUUUAUCGUCCGUCAUAUUUUGAUCGAGUUUUGAACUAUGCAAUUUGUCCAUGUUUGAUGAAAUCACGGAAUAUUUGGAGAAAAAUUGUGUGCACGGAAAGGCAGGAUAUAUGCGAGCGGGCAGCAUAAUGAUAUGAAAAUAAUAGCAAAUUGGAGAUUCAACGAAAUAUGAAAAAUGGUGAUAUAGUGCGUUUUCAAAAUUUAUACCAGGGGGAGUUCUAUUUUCAACCAAGAUUGGUUGAUUUGAAUUGAACAGAAGUAAAGUUGCACAGAAAUAAAAUGCUCAUCUGAAAAGGUGAAAACAAAUUGAUGCCAAUGGAACGGAAAUAGGAUACCGCUCCCGAGAUGGUAGAGGAAGAAUAAAAUCGUGGAUAUAUGUUCUUCCGUCAUUUUGUUCCUUUAUCGAAAUAUUGGGUUAGAUCGUACUUAUUAGAGGAAGGAUAAUAAAUUUCAACAACAUUGCGAAUAGUGACAAAAUUGUUUAAAAUGGUCGUACUGACCCAAGGGCCGGGGCCCUUCGUCUCCCGCCGUGUCGUUUGUGAAAGCUAUGCUGUCAAUGUGACUUCGGAGUAUAAUAAUCAAAUUUUCACUUUGUCUACAAUCGACAUUGAAGGUUUAACUAAACGACUACUGAGCAGUGUAUUCAACUUCUGGCUAGUAUGCUUUGCUUUUUCUUCGUCAUUGUUUUUAAACUUUAGCGAAGAAAAACUAUCGUCAUUCGAGGGCCCGCAAGCAGCGAAGGCCCUUUUUGCUCCCUCUGCAUGGAUUCAAUGAAACGUAGCGAGGCGAGCACCGGCCACCACCAAAGCAAGGUGGUUUUAACGAACCAAGGAACAGAUAGCAAUAACAAAGUAAAAAAUAUUAGUGGUAGCAAUUUGAACAAUAAUUCGGUUAAUAAUAAGCAACAUCAAUCGGCUUCAUUGAAUCCCAGUCAAGCGCUGGUAGUACAAGCUCCACCGCUCACUCACACGCCUACAUCAUCAACAGCGGUAGCCAGUGAUAUACAUAAAGACGCUAAUUUCGAGUACGACGAUAACGAGUGGGAUAUUGGUAUUGGCGACCUAAUCAUUGAUCUGGAUGCAGAUAUUGAAAAAUCGUCUGUUAGUCAGCAACACAAUCAAACUGGAACCACAACAAUAAGUUCGAGUAAUACACCAUUAUCUACAAAUCAAUCUGCCGCUCUCGGCGCAGCAGUUAAUGUUCCUCCCUUCAUCGGGGGUCAAAAUACUACAGGUUCGAAAAAAACACAUGCUAAAAACACAUCCACUGUAUCGACAAAAAAGAGGAAUUCAACGGAAGUAAAUUCAACAACAAAAGGACCCACUUCUUGUGGCGCGGCAAAAAAUCUAAUACCUAAAGCCGCGUCCGUAAAAGGAGAAAUCACGUCUUCGACGCCAUCUAAACACCAUUCUUGUUCUUCCUCUUCCUCCUCCUCCUCCUCCUCUUCAUUACCAUUUAUUUCCGCGCGUCAUCAUCACCACCAUCACCAUCAUCAUCACCAUCACCACAAAUCAAACAAUCAGGAUUCUGGGAAUCGUAACGUGAUACCGAAGCACUCAGUGCUACUUAAUCAAUUAAACAAAAGCAAACAUUCAAGUUUGUCAUCUCCGAUAUCUUCCUCUGAGAUAUCCACACACAAAAAUUAUCACUCUACUGGUCGUUCGAGCGGAAAUAGCGGUAAUAGUAAUAAUAACGGCAAUAACAGUAGUUCCGAUUUCGACUUGUCAAAGAGCGGCAAAUUGAGCAGCUCAAGCACAAUGUCAUCCGCGACGAGUAGCUCAGGUGGUAAGUCGACCACUAAAUUAGCUGUUGAUCAUCAAGCUACACUUGAUAAAGGACUAAAAAUGAAGAUUAAGCGUACUAAACCUGGUACGAAAACGUCAGAAGCAAAACAUGAGAUCGUAAAGGCAGAACAACAAAAUGGUGCAGGAUUACUGAAUUUACCAAACGCAGACGAAAAUAACAGUAAUAGUAACAGCGGUUCUAAUGCGAGUAACAAAAAACAUUCUUCACAAUCGCAGUCUCAAUCGCAAACGCAAAUCGUUAGUUGCAACAUGUCACAACAGCAACAACAACAGCAGCAGCAGCAGCAGCAGCAGCAACAACAACAACAACAACAACAACAACAGGCGACAAAGCGGGGUAGUAGUGGGCAUCGUCGAGAUAAAACUAAAGAAAAAAUCACUCAUCACAAUCAGCGCGAUAAGAACGAGCACAGCAGUAAUAGUAGUGGUAGUGGUAGUGGAAACAGCGUGCAAUCAGGUGGCGAUCGGGGAUGUAGCUGCGCGCUUGAUAUGCAAUUAAAUGGUGUACAAUCACCAUGUUCCAGCAUAUCAUGCAUACGGAGUAGAACCUCGGAUCAAUCCCCGCUUGCUCAGCGGUUGUCAAACCAAACCAACUUGAGUACAAGUACUUCAAAUAAUUUAUUCAUUUCCAAUUCUAACACGGGUUCUGCGUUGAGCAGUAGCAACAAUACUCCGAAUGCUCCAGGACCACCAUCUACCAAGGAAAUGAAUAAGAUUCCUUCUGCCGCUAUCGUUAAUAAUUCCCAAUUGUCAUCUCUUCAACACUCUACCUCAUCUAGUGGUAGUAGUAGUGACGGAAGUUGUAACAAUACGAGCUCCAGUGCCAGUUCAAGCUCCAGCAACAGCUCCAACAACAGCAGUAUGCUGAACAGUGCACUGAAAUCACAAUUGCAACCCAUAACGACGCCACCAACGAGUUUAUUGAGUGCACUGUCUUCUGGAUCUUUAACUGCAACCAGCACUAAUCUAUCCUCUGGAAAUACUUCACUCACAAGUAAUACGUUGUGUUCAACUGGAGAAUCUAAUUCUACGUUCAUAAAAGAGGAUAUGGGUGGCAAUAGCCCGCCACCAGCCAAACGACAUAAAUGUGAUCCGAAAGAUAUGGUGGAUGUAUGUGUGGGGACGUCCGUAGGAACGAUUACAGAACCAGAAUGCCUCGGUCCAUGCGAACCUGGCACUUCUGUGACCUUAGAGGGUAUUGUUUGGCACGAAACUGAAGGGGGAGUGUUAGUAGUUAAUGUUACCUGGCGGGGUAAAACUUACGUCGGAACUCUAAUAGACUGUACAAAGCAUGACUGGGCGCCACCACGAUUUUGUGAUUCUCCAACAGAAGAGUUUGACUCUCGGACGCCAAAAGGAAGGGGAAAACGUGGCCGCAACUCAGCUUUAUUUCCUGUUAAUGAUCUAAGCAAUUUCACCGAAACUAGAAGCUCUAUGCACAGUAAACUGCGGAAUGGAGGAACAAAAGGCCGGGGAGGUCGCGGUACAACAACGACUGCGGAAAGUAGUUCAACUAAAACAACAACCACCACCACUUCUAGCACAGGUUCAUCGAGUGGUACAAGCACAAGCAUAAGUUCAAAUACUCCCUCUACUUCGCCAGUCGCAUUUUUACCACCUCGAUCUGAGAAGCGGAAAUCUAAAGACGAAUCUCCAUCGCCUGUGAAUGGGAGUAGCGCAGUUACCAGCGGCUCUAAUAGUAGUACCACAGUCAAUACCAGCACUGUAAAUAAUACCAAUGCUAGUAACAGUACGGUAAAUAGUAGCGCAUCGGGCACGCAGAGUGUUGUCAAUCCGAUGACAGGACUGAAUGUUCAAAUUUCUACAAAGAAAUGCAAAAGUUCUGCAUCUCCAUGCGCAAUAUCUCCUGUUCUGUUGGAGUGUCCUGAGCAAGACUGUAGUAAGAAGUAUAAGCAUGCAAAUGGGUUGCGUUAUCAUCAAAGCCACGCACACGGUAGUGUUUCCUCGAUGGAUGAAGAUUCUUCACAUCUACCGGAAUCGCCGCAACGUGUGGCACCUCCAACAACACCCUCACCAUCACCUACAGUCCAGACAGCUAGUAUGCUAUCGAUUCCAACAACUUCAACGUUGACGUCGCCAGCAAUAAGUACAGCACUAUCGCUAACUUCUUCCACGUCAUGCAGUACUCCUCGAAUAACAACAACCACAACAUCAUCAAUCACCGUGCCACAAAAUGCGUGUUUGAAUACAACAACUGCUACUACUACUGUAAGCAGCGCGAUACCCACCAGCUUAACUUGUUCUGUACCGUCGCCAAAUCUUCUAUUGACGGUUGUACCCACUACAACGGCUAUCACGUCCACUCCGUCACAUUCACUGAUAACCACAACAACGACAAUAUCCUCAAUGCCUCAGGUCAGCUCACAACCGGUUGUGACAUCGCCAUCUGUAGCAGGUGGUAGUAUAACCACUGGUAUAGCUGGACAACUGCAGUCUCAAUCAGUUAUUGGAAGUCCAACGUUGCUAGGAACGGCCAUAGGUAAUAAUCCCAACGGGCCAGGCUCAGUAGCACCCAUUUCUUCACAAACACAACCAAGUCAGAUGCAAACGCAAACACAACCUCAGCAAACUGCAUCGUUGUCGCAAAUGAAUAGCAAUCUCAUUUCUACGACUCCCACGCGGUGUGAUCCAAACGUUAAGUCGAAAUCGGGUGUUUUACGGUUUGGACAGCUCCCCUGUGAAAGUGAAAAUAAUGCGCGACUUACGCCUGUUGGCCAGGGAGGAGCAACGCCCGUAACGGUUCCCUCUGGUUCCCAGCAAGUUACUCCACAGCGGUCAUCGGCUGUUGUCGGUGUCGGUGGAAGCCUGUUACCAAUGCAACCUGCCAUUAUUGGCGCACCAGACGGCUCUAAUGUGAAAACGCAAAGCUGUCCAAAGCAGAAGAAAAAUCGUAAAUCACCAGGACCACCUGAUUUCGAUGUUUCUACAGCCAAUCGGGCGGAAGACGUCCAGAGCCCGGCUUAUAGUGAUAUUAGCGAUGACUCAACACCAGUAGUUGAUAGUAAUGAUUUAGAUAAAUCAAAGGGUCCACCACUUCCAGACACAGUGAAAAAGUCUAUUGAGAAUAUACCGGGACAGAUAGGGCCUCUAACCGGCUAUGGCAUGUAUCCUUACUAUCCGGGAAUGUCCCAUCAACAACCUUAUUUUCCUUCGGACCAUCCAGGAAAACCUGUGGGUCUAGGUCAUUCGCCACUUGGCCCUAAUUCAACAGUUGAGUACAAAACUAAAGAGCCGCCUCUCGAUCUUAUGAACAAACCAAAUCAGAAUCAGCAACAGCCACCAACGCAAACAGUGCAACAAGUGCAACCACAGUCGCAGCAACUGCAAUCUGGUGAAAGCGGUACUCUACCUAGUAAGGAAGGUCCGGUUGCACCAUCUGCACAUCCUGGCACGGGCAAGAUGUUGCAGCACUUUUAUCCUUAUGGUUAUAUGCCAGCAGGAUUCAGUUACAACCUAGACCCUAAUUAUGGGCCAGUAUCGAUGAUAAACGAAGAAGGCAAAUUAAGCCAGCACCAGCAGACGUCUAAUCAAAUCAAGGAGGAAAGGAUGAAAGAAAGCCCUAGUCCCAACGAUUAUGCGAAAAUUGGACCACAGAUGGUGCCGGCCAAAUUAAUCAAAUCGGAGCCAAUCACGGUGAAGGAUAUUAAGACUGAAAGUGGACAUGCGUUACAUCCCAAGGAUCAAUCUCCAGCUGGCCAACAGCAACAGCAGGGGCAGUCAUCUAUGAAUGCGUAUAGUGGAAUGUUUCAAAGGCACGGACUUAAUGUUGGACCACCGACGCAACAACCACAACAUAUGAAUCGUGAAGAUGAUAUAAGGCGUUUGUUCAACUACCCCGAUCAACGGCGUACGAGUACUUCGAAUAGUUCAGCGACAUCCAAUAUGAAUGCUAAGGACGAAUCACCAUCGGCAUCGCAGCUACCUGCUGGUCAUCCUCAUCAAAGUACCCUACCCAUGCACGGACAACCAGCAAAUCUACCCGCAUCGAAUACUCCACAACAGCAGCAGAAACCAAAUUCCAAAAAUGCAACUUUAUCACAGCAACAGAUGAAACAACAGAAAGACAUCAAGUCCGAAGAAAAAGAAAUGUUGAAAGUGAAGCAAGAAGGUCAAAAACCUACUAUGGAAACACAAGGACCUCCACCACCACCAACGUCUCAAUACUAUCCUCAUUCGCUAUACAUGAGCGCAACACCGUUUGGUUUUGAUCCAAACCAUCAAAUGUAUAGGAAUAUGCUAGUGCCGACCGCUUCAUAUAGUGCACCACCAUAUCACUUACAAAUACCCCGAUAUACAUCGCCUGAGGACUUAUCACGAAAUCCUAGUACAAAAGCUCUAGAUUUAUUGCAGCAUCACGCCAGUCAAUAUUAUAACUCGCAUAAAAUUCACGAGCUUAGAGAGGGUGCACUGAAAAGUCCCAACAGUAACGUUAAAGUAAGCGUAUCUAGUCCCAAUCUUUCUCAGCAACCCAGUCAAAAUCCUAACAUGUGCAUUCCUCCAUCAAAUAGUAGCAUCAAUAGUGCAGGAUUAUCAUUGCAGCAGCAACAGCAGGUUCCAUCUUCUCCGCACACACAACAACAGCAGCCAGGGGCUUCUUUGCAACCACCACAAGCAGGAGGUCCAGGUACGAAUGCUGGUCCAGGUGGUGGAUCAAGUGGUGGGCCUGAUCAUCCUAAGGAUAGUGCUGGAUCCAGUACUUUGAAUCAAAGUGCUGCGGCUACGAGCUCUGCUUCCCAACAGUCUGGUCAAGCGGGUAGUAAUGCGAGGAGCCCACCACCCCAGAGACACGUACAUACGCAUCAUCAUACUCACGUUGGCUUAGGCUACCCAAUGUUUCAAGCACCCUAUGGAGCAGCUGUGUUAGCGAGUCAGCAAGCCGCUGCAGCUGUUACUGUGAUAAGCCCAUUCCAGACUGGACCUCCAACGAAAUAGGAGAAUAUGAGUAAAAGCACGCUGGGAAUCUCCGAUUCGGCACGAACACCUUAUUUUGGGGCACUCAAUCAUGAGCAUGUUGUUCCGAGUAUUGAACCUGUUCUGGGAAGUGUAAGAUAAAACAUGCUUCGUCGGCACCAGAGAGUAGGACGAACAAAAAUAAACACGAGUAUUUUUUCCGUGCAAAUUCAAUGAUUGAGGUUUUAUCUGAAAGCGGAAAACAUUAUAAUAAGGACUAAGAAGAAAACUGUAGCUUUAGUAAUGUUAGCCUAAGAGUAGAGACAGUUUAGAAGGAAAGUAUAUAUUUUUGUACAAAAAUAAAAAUAAGAAAAAUAAAUCUGUAGGGUUUUAAUGGUAGAGCAACUUUAUGAUAAACCUUAUAGGUAGUUUUGAUUACUAGAUGUUAGUGUAUGGUUGCUGAAUAAUAUGAAUAGAAUUGUGUUUGUCCUUUUUGAUAUCGGAAGAUGACACUAAGGAUAUAAACACAACAGCAUCGUUCAGUUCAUUUUUCCCAAACCGUGAAGAAAAAGGAAAUGAUCUCAUUGUAUUGCAAAAAUAUAUGAGAAUGUCAAAGCUCGUCGUACAAUAUGUAAAUAUGAAAUAUCUAAACAAUACAUUCAGAAAUUUAAACCAAUAGUCUCUUUCUUCUUGAAUGUUCUAACGUAAUCGAUACCUUUGCGGAAACUAUCACAUUGUUACAAUUUGACGAACCAUAUUUAUUUUCUCGUAAGUUAAAUAUUUUGUAUGGUUUUUCGUCGGGGACAUUCACAACAAGAUCAUGCAACUCAUAAACGUUAAAGGUAGCUAAAUAACUGUAAGCAAAGUUUCCACACGUGAAGCGCAACUAUUACUGCUGUUUUGAACAAAACAAGAAGGUAUUAAUGGGACUGUUUGAAUAAGAAAUGAAACAUCUUGAAUAAGACUGUACAUAAUUUGAAAGUGAUUUAAAUUUCACGUUAAAAACCCAAUUACUCGAAAAGCUGCAUUAUCGACAUAUUCAUGAGUGUGGUAAAGCAUGCAUUUUUUCGACGACAUUCAACUAUUACAGUUAACGAGGAAUAAAGGAGUUCAUUAUAUUCCAGAGAUUUUAUGAAAAUGUGAUUCAUACCUCACAAGAAGUAAUUGAAUGUUCUGCAAUGAUGCGAAAAUAAAAUAAAAGGUAUCACACGUCAACCAAAUGAUGGGAAUACUUAGUAGAAAAAAAGCUAAAUGACUUCAGAUAUUUUGUGAACAUAGAAGAAAGAGCAUUGAACAAAAUGUAAACAAAGCUUUAGGUGUGAAAAAAUACGAUGGCACAUUGCUAAAUUUAUUGAAGAAGAAUAUCCCACAAUAAAUAAGCUGUAUAAAAAUAUACAGUCCUCUUUGCUUAGCACAAAAUGACAGGUAGACGAAAACUAACUUUUAAAAAAGUCUGACAAGGAAACGGACGAUUUGGCAGAGGAGAACAGCGGAGAUCCUACAUACUGACACACUUGUACAUAAAGUAAAGCAAAGAUAAUAAUAAUCAUUAAAGCUAUUAUGAGUAUAUAUAUAAAAAUACAUUCCUAGUAUUUAAACAUAUAACUACGGCGAAAAAAUACAAAAUAAACAAUCAUAAAAAUAA
Messenger RNA from Toxorhynchites rutilus septentrionalis, 8840 nucleotides. RefSeq names its product zinc finger protein 609. Gene Ontology annotation, biological process: regulation of transcription by RNA polymerase II. Gene Ontology annotation, cellular component: nucleus. The transcript has 13 exons. NCBI's taxonomy places the organism in Eukaryota, Metazoa, Arthropoda, Insecta, Diptera, Culicidae. The record is from RefSeq and is a predicted model, not a curated record. The coding region runs from base 1241 to 7237 and encodes 1998 amino acids.